Messenger RNA from Owenia fusiformis, 4703 nucleotides. The record is from the annotation of a GenBank genome assembly. NCBI's taxonomy places the organism in Eukaryota, Metazoa, Annelida, Polychaeta, Sabellida, Oweniidae.
UAAAUUAAAAAUCUACAAAUUUCCUCAUUUCUAUCAAAAGGAUUAUUUUGGAUUUAUUAACUUUAUAUGGGCAACACUGCAAAUGAAAUCGUAACAUAUCAACAUUUUCUGCUUCAAUAUUGAUUUGAAGUCGAGUCUAUAGUGAUUCCAAAUGGCAGAAGCUGCUCCUAGAAGACAUGAAGCAGGUCACCACAAGCCGGGUCUCCUUCAGGAGUUCAGCCCUCUCAGUCAUCUCCUUCACCUCUUGCCUCAUAAAGCUCAGAAGGGAUUGUUCACCACUGACAUACAGCUCCUGUGUAUAGAUGCUGAUGCAGAAUAUAUUGCCCUUGGUAGCAAUAUAGGCAUUGUAUUUCUGUAUGAUAGAAAGAAAAUCACCCUUCAGAGGCUUAAUUGUCAGGUGAAGCAUGAUAGUAUAACAUGUGUGCGUCUCCAGUUGAGCCUUGACCACUUGGUGGCAGCGGGAACAACUAGGGGCUCAGUGAGGAUAUUCCAGCUACCAUCUAACUUACCUGGAAGGUCAAUGCAGUUGCAGUUAUUUCGUGUAGAUGGACUUCACAGUGUACCAGUUACAUGUCUUGAAUGGAGUGUCAAUGGAAUGAAGCUCUUCAGUGGGGACUGUGAUGGAACAGUUGUAUCAACUGACAUUGAUUACUCUCAGAGAACCAGCAAGUCUGAAGCAAUUAUACAUGAAAUCCACGACUUGGUUGAAUUAAGCUAUAAACACCAGCAUUUGGUGGUCUCUAGUAAACACAGGGCUGCUGUAUACUCCCUACAGCAACCUGGGAAGCCUAAACAGAUUGGAACCAAGGACAGGAAGGGUUUGGGUAACUAUGGUUCAGUGUUCAGCUGUGACCUGUGUAAGAUGGAGAACUCGAUCAUUUAUGCUGCUAGGCCUGGGUUCAGAAUCUGGAAGGCCAAUAUAGAGGGUCAAGUACAAGCAACAUAUGUCUUCAAAGAACUCAUACAAUCUGAAACAUGCCCUGGGAUGGUUCUAUGGCCUGAUAUUGACCAACAAAAUGAUGUUCAACCUAAAGAUGGCCAAUAUGGGCCAUUGAUGAUAUUCAACUCUAAACAUUUACUGAGUUGGAACUCUAGUGCAAUAUAUGUGUUGGAUAUAGAGGAAGGAACAAUAAUUGGUUGCCGUGGUAAUAUGGGGGAGAUUGUUGACGUGGCAACCAUAAAUGAUGAAAUAUUUGUUCUAAGAAAAGGUGUGGAUGAAAGAACUGUCAUAAGGAUUUCUCAUUCACCAGAUUCAGAAAAUUUGCCAGAAAAAAUCCAUGAAGACUUGUCAACAACAUCCAAAAUUCUUCAACUUGAUAAUACACCCAGACAGUCCCCCAGGGUGUCCCCAAGGGGCUCCCCUAAACUUGCCCCAAAAUCCUCAUCCAACUUCUCCCCUGCAAAUAUAUUUGGUAAUAUGAAAACAAAGGGAAUAAAGGAGUCCCUUCCCAAAGCAACACAAAGUAUGAAGCAGUUAUUCUCAAAGACAAUGGGAGAAACUAUGAGUGCAGUCCUUGGUGAGGCACCACCUCAAACUCAAAGUGCAAGAUUUGGUAAGGCCAAGGAGGCAAAUAUGGUGAUAGACAGUGCUGAUGGGAUUAUAUCACCCGAUGCUCCUUUGCCACCAGUUAUAAAGCUAGCAUCUGAUGAUUUACUCCAGAUUGAAAUCCAUGAACCAUUUCUGCCUGGGGAAGUUCCAGAAGAGAAUACAGCAAGCAGUCUCCAAGCAGUUGCUGCUAUCCACCAACAGCCAGAUGUGAUUCCUACAAGCCAGUCCAGUGAUAAUCAUUCCCAGUUAACAACAUCUAGUGACUCAGUAGCAGUGCCUGGUAGUGAUUCAACUGAGGCAAUAGAUAUCUCCCCAAUGGAUGAUAUUGUAUACAAACAUGUCAAGGUUAAAAAGAAAAAACAGAAAACUAAUAAAGGGGAUAAAACUUCUGAUGACACAAUGAAAAACCAAGUAGAAGAUAAUGUCCAAAAUGAGAAGACUGAAGAUGGUGAUUCUAAUGAAAUCAAAGAUGAAGUAAAAACUCCUGAAGGGAUGAAAGAAAUAACAGAUGGAAUAGAUGAAAGUAUUGAAACAACAGUUGAUAAGGAUCUGUUAAAAAAUGAAGUUAAUCAAGUAACAUCCGACAAAGAAAAAGACGAAGUAAAAUCAAAUGAUGAGCAGAAUGAAAUUCCAGAGGAUAAAAAAGAGUCCUUGCCAGAGGGACUAUCUGAAGUUGAUACUGGAACAUCAUUUGAAGAUGUAGCUCAACCAGAUGUGUCACAAAAAGACAUGUCACAAGAGGAAGCCAUCUUGAACCAGAAAGACUCUGCUCGAACAAAUUCAUUCCCAAAUGCAAUAUCAGCUCCAACAGAAACAUCAAAUUCUACCGUAACAUCAACUUCAUCUGUAACAUCAACUUCUACUGUGAUGUCAGAUCCAAUUAUGACUUCAACCCCUUUGGUUACAACGUCAGUAACUCAGUCAGCAAACAAUGUGCCAAUUGAUAAGCAACUUGAAGCAGCCAACAUUCAAGAUAACAAUGACAGUCUGGAUAUUUUAGAAAGUAACAAUCCAAAUCCAAUUGAAGAAUCCGAUGAAUUUGAUAUUUAUUCCACAUCACAAGAAGAUAAGGACAAGAAGCAACAAGUUGUAGAAUCUAGUCAAAACAAAGUGCAAUCAACAUCAUCUGGAAAAGAGGAUGAUGAUUUUUACUCAAUGUUCAAAUCGAGGUCUGCAUAUACUCUCUCUCCUGGUACACCGGGAACUCCAGACACCAGCCCCGAACAUUCCAGUCCUAGCUCAGAGGAGGCCCCUAGUGGGGAGUUCACCCCAGUGCUGUCAGAUACAUGGACAGAGUUCCUUGCCCCUAGCAACCUCCAGAGUUUGACAUUGUCUAACAAACAUGUGUGGUGUGUAGAUAAAAGUGAGAGGUUACAUUAUAGCAUGUUGAGUAACCCAGGUCUGAAGUGGCGUAAAGUUGAUGCCGCAGCUAAACAGAUUGCUGUCUCAGCUACAGGGGUUAUUGUGUGGCGUCUUCAUAAGGGGUCAGCUUAUGCAGGUACAAAGAUCACUGUUCGCAACCCUGCUGGAAUGAAGUGGGUAGAAGCUGCCAAAGAUGUCAAGUACAUAGCUGUGGAUGAUAGGUCUGCAUGGUAUAUCAAGAAUAAUGGCACUGUAUUUAUGCAGCAAGGCCUAUCCAAGGAGCGCCCAUGCUACAGAGCUCAUCAAGUUGAAGCUCCAGCAGGCCUCAGUCAGAUUUCAUGUUACAAUGGAAUUGUGCUAGCCAUAACUGGGACCAACAAACUCAUAUAUAGAGAUGGUUUAAGAAAGGGUUGCCUUCAGGGAACAUCUUGGAAGGAUGUCCUAUGUUGUAAAGAUAUGUCAGUGUGUAGUGUAGCCUUUGGGGAUAAGAACACCUUAUGGCUGCUAGACCUGAGUGGGCAGCUCUGGUUCACAACAGGGGUAACUUCUGAAACACCCCAAGGCAGUGGAAAAUGUUGGCAGGUGUCAACAGGUGGUUACUUAAUGCAGGAAACAUCACCCUUAGAUUCACUGAAGAGUAUGAUAGGCCCCACCCAGUUAGGUAACUUAGCCUCUGCUGUGCUCCAACAGCAUGGUGGCCUCACUGCCUCUGGAUCAAAUGGCCUGUGGCUCUGUUUGGGCUUUAAACAUAUCCUUACAGUAUGCAGAGGCAACUUAAUGGGGCACCAUUGGGAAAUUGUGAAUCCCCCUGGAAUGGCCUCUACUACUAGAUGGCAGCAGGUGACAGUGGCGGCCAUUAGCGAGCAGAUGUGGUUACAACAAUCAACUGGCGAUAUUUUCUGCUCAUCCACGCCUAGUGUUUAUAUUUCUGUGGCAUUCCCAGUCACCAAUCACCUGUUUGUGUGUAUGAGUGCGACUCCAGAGGCUCUUUGGUGUCUCACAGCAAGUGGCGAUGUCUACCUCCGAACUGGCAUGGCUCCCCAUUGUCAACUUGGAACAGACUGGUUAAAACUUGACUUGAGUCAGUUAGAUGAAGCCUGGUUUGUCCACAUAUGUUGCGGGGCUGAGAAUGUAUGGGGUGUUGACAACUCUGGGAUGGUGUAUCAGCGUAUCGGGGUAAAGCCCCCCACUAGCAGACGUCUCCCUCAGGCAUGGCUUCCUGUAGAUACACAGGGGAUCCAGUUUCUUCAAGUGGUCACUGGACCAUGUGACUGGAUGGUGUGGGGAUUGGAUGUGAAACACAAUGUUUAUGUUAGGUUAAAUGUAACAGGACACAUGCCUAUCGGGACAGAAUGGAUGCUGGUUUCAGGUACAACUGCCAAACAAUUGUGUGUGAGCAAAGACAGUGUAUGGGCACUGAAUGAUGAUGGGGAGAUCCUGUGCAGAUAUGGUAUCUCACCCUAUAACCAAACUGGGGAUUAUUGGAAGAAAAUACCUGGCAGAUUUUCCAAACUUACAGUGUCACCUAGUAACAAUCUUUGGGGUAUAGACAGUGAUGAAAAGUUGUACCAGAGAGACACAAAUCUUCACAUUGGUAAACAACAAGAUACAGAAGUUUCCAUAGCAACAAGGCAAAGGUCACCAAGUGAUGGUGACUGGGAACUUCUUUAAACAUAGCAACAAUGGAUGGACUAAACGCAUUGCAGAAAUAAUGCGAGGUGCCUAUGAGUGGGAACUUAGCGAACAAUACUCAUCUCAGCAUGUAAUUAUGCAUGGAAAGUCUUCAUGAGUA